This is a messenger RNA of Cajanus cajan (pigeon pea), 613 nucleotides long. Lineage: Eukaryota; Viridiplantae; Streptophyta; Magnoliopsida; Fabales; Fabaceae. The record is from RefSeq and is a predicted model, not a curated record.
UGCCACUUACAUGUUGCAACAAAGAUAAGCAAAGCACUAAAUGCUUAUAUAGCAACUUAGAGAUAAAAUAUCCUUGAAAAUUUAGUAGAAGGGGUUGUUUGUUUGUGAGUGUUGAGACUUGAGAGUGAAACUUUCAUAUCAUUAGAAGAAAAGAAGAGACAAUGGGAGCAAAGAGGUCAUCUACUUGCUCCUUUGGGAGUUUAUUCAAAGCAUGUUUCUCAAGUAGGGGUGGUUAUGAUGAGUAUUGGGAGGGAAGUGGAAGUGGGAGAAGGAUUUUUGCAAGUGAUGAAGAUAGAGGACGUUGGGUUGCAGAGCCUGGCAUUGACAGAAAAGCUUCUGAUUUCAUUGCUAGAUACUAUGCCACACGAGUCACUGAUUCUCAGUGCCAAUAUGCUUCUUGAAAUUCCCUUAUUUCUUCACUGCUUCUAUUCUUGCUAGUAGCUAUUAUGUAUUGUUUUCUUCUUUUUACUCAAACCGGUUGUGCUUGUUGGUUCCUACUUCCUACUAGUUGUACUCAUUUGGUAGUAGUGAUGUAUUUGGGGUGUGGAUCCAAUACUUGUUAAUUAGUUCAAAUAAUGUGGUCAUUAAUAAUAUUAGAAUUGAUUCAUUGUUA